CCUUGCAGGAGCUGAGAAAGAGGCUUUGACAAGAAGGCUGAGCAGGCUGAGGAGGCUGCAGCUGAGCCAGGAAGCCCGUGCCUGGCCCACUACGUAGACCAGGCAGGUACAGCAGCCAUGGGUAGAGCGGCAGACCCCUGGAAGUGGAUACUGGGCACCCUGAUUACAGCCCUGAUUCUAGGGGUCACAGAGCCUGUGCUUGCAAAUGACACCUCCUGUGACAACCCCUCGGCCACUGGGUCCUCUGGGUCCUCGGGCAGCAGCCGGGACCUUGGAGGUGAGGCUGAGGCUGGGGAGGACACCAGGUCCGAGGAUGACGACGGCAGCAGCAGUCGCAUCGUGAACGGGUCAGACUGCGAGACAGACUCCCAGCCUUGGCAGGGCGCGCUGCUGCUGGCCCCCAACAAGCUGUACUGUGGGGCGGUGCUGGUGCACCCACAGUGGCUGCUCACUGCCGCGCACUGCCGGAAGCCAGUUUACAGGGUCCGCCUCGGUCACCACUCCAUGUCUCCUGUCUACGAAUCUGGACAGCAGAUGUUCCGGGGAAUCAAAUCCAUCCCCCACCCUGACUACUCCUACCCGAGCCACUCCAACGACCUCAUGCUCAUCAAACUGAACAAAAAAAUACGCAGCAGCCACUCGGUUAAGCCCAUCAACAUCACCUCCCACUGCCCGUCUGCCGGCACCGAGUGCCUUGUGUCAGGCUGGGGCACCACCAGCAGCUCCCAGCACAAGUUCCCCCAGAAGCUCCAGUGCCUCCACAUCAACGUGCUGAGCCAGGAGAAGUGCAAAGAAGCCUACCCGGGGCAGAUAGAUGACUCCAUGUUCUGUGCGGGCGACCAGGAAGCCAGAGACUCCUGCCAGGGUGACUCUGGGGGCCCCGUGGUCUGCAACAGCUACCUGCAGGGCCUGGUGUCCUGGGGUGACUUCCCCUGUGCCCAGCCCAACAGACCAGGCGUCUACACUAACCUCUGCCGGUUCAACAAGUGGAUCCGCAACACCAUCAAAAACAACUGAGUCCCCAGUCCCAAGACUCCAGUGUCCCCACUGCUGCAGGACUGUUCUCACCUUCCCAAGCAUGCUGAGGAUCCACUCCUCGGUCAGGACAUCCUACCCAGUGGUGGAAUUCCAAGGAUAAUUCCCAGAAUGAUGAGGGUGGCAUUACAUUGCCAACCUCCAGCCCAGAGCAGCCAUGGUGGCUUUGACCAUGACCCAA
Molecule: messenger RNA, 1216 nt
Organism: Octodon degus (degu)
Lineage: Eukaryota; Metazoa; Chordata; Mammalia; Rodentia; Octodontidae
Gene: Klk5
Product: kallikrein related peptidase 5
Exons: 6
Coding region: 118-1017 (299 amino acids)
Biological process (GO): positive regulation of antibacterial peptide production; proteolysis; extracellular matrix disassembly
Molecular function (GO): serine-type endopeptidase activity
Source: RefSeq, a predicted model, not a curated record